GGAGAAUACUGAACCGGAAUGCAUUGAGACGGUUCUAUAUAUACAUAAGAGUGCAGCGUUUGGGUUGUAAAUUUCUGCUUGUGGAACGCAUUUAAUUCAAUUCAAUUGCUCGGCCAUUCCCCUCGCGUCCUCAGGUAGCAGCUUGGAGUGAAUGGAAUGGGAGAAUUAAGAGGGAAGUUCAUAUUUGAUUUUCAUCUUGAUCCAACAAACAACGGUGUCAGUUUGGUGACUUCUUUCAGGACUUAAGGAAAGAAAAUCUUGAUACAGUCUGCCUAAGGUGAGAAUGUCAGUUCUGAGUUCUCAUCCUGGUUCAACCGAAGCUCCCAUGUUCUUUACAUCUGACAGUGGGAAAAGUGAUAGGGGGGCUCCUGGUGCUGAAACAUGGCAGAAGUGUCAUAAACGUGAUGAAAAUCUUCAAGAUGGACGAGAAGAAAUUGUUCCAGUCAUGGAAAGGAAAAGGAGCCUAGGUGAUUUGGGCUCUUUAAAUCUUGCAAGUAGUAGUUCCCAGCUGUCAACUAUCAGCACUAUGUCUGAGAGUUCUGCACCUACUUUUGUAUAUAGGCGAAGGAAGCUCCAAAAGAACUCUGCUUCUGUUUCUCCAGCUCAGGCAUUAGCAAAGACAAGUGAUGGCUGUCUUUAUGUCAUCAAUUCUGAAGCUCCUUCAGAGGCAAUUAAGGUGGAUCAUAUUGUUUCUGCAGUUGAGCUUGAAAGUGAAGUUGACCAUGUGGGAGCUCCUAUUAUACCUCCUGUUGAAUGCGCUACACAGGCCCUUGCUUCAAAGGAAGAAUCGAUGAAUGGAUGCUUAGACAGGGAAGAGCCUUUUCCAGAAGGAGCUCUCAAAAGUGAUAACCGCCAUGCUUUAGAAUUGUGCUGUGUAAAUGAUAGUUAUUCAUCAUCAAAGUCAAAUGUAGAACUUGGUUCAGCUUCAUUAAGGACGGAAGUGGACGACACUGGUGAGUGUUCCUCUUCUAGUGCUUUGAUUGUGGAGGGUGUGCAGGAUGAUAUGUCAGAAAGAGAUGUAUGCAUCUCCAUUCUUAGAAGCCAGGGUUUGCUUGGUCGAGUUCGGCCCAUUAUGAAUCACAAGUAUGCUGAAGGGCCUGGUACAAGUAAUGAUGGAAGCUACAUGUGGGCUUGCAAUGUUUGUCACCAUUUGGAAACUGUACUGAAAAUGCUUAUUUGCGAUCGGUGUGAAGAGGCAUUUCAUGUCUCUUGCUGCAAUCCACGUUUAAAGAAGAUACCAGUUGAUGAGUGGUUCUGUCACUCUUGUGCAAAAAAGAAGCAUAAAAUUUUGAAGGAGAAAACUAUGGAUAUCAGCUGUGAAAUGAGCAGAAGUAGAAAUGCAACAUCUAAAGGUGAAUUAGGUCCUAUUGCUUCGAUUCUGAGAGACACUGGGCCAUAUACAUCGCGUGUUCGUAUUGGUCAAUAUUUUCAAGCAGAAGUUCCUGACUGGUCUGGUCCAUCCGUGGAUGAGAUUGAUACUAAUGAUGAUGCAUUGGUAAUUUAUACUUCAGAGUGUGUUAGCUUGCAUGGUUGGGAUUCCAGGAAGCCUUCUAAGUUAAGCUCCAUUGGUAAUUGGCUUCAAUGUCGAGAAGUUAUACAAGGGAUAGGAGAGGGCAUUGAUGGAAACAUUUGUGGAAAGUGGCGCAGGGCUCCCCUUUUUGAAGUUCAAACUGAUGAUUGGGAGUGUUUCAAUGCUAUCCUUUGGGAUCCAGCUCAUGCUGAUUGUGCUGUACCUCAGGAGCUGGAGACAGAUCAAGUUUUGAAGCAUUUAAAGUACAUAGAGAUGUUGAGGCCUCGGCUUACUGCUAGAAGGUGCAAAUUGGGUCGUUCCAAGAAUGCUAGUUCUCAAGAUGUUACCAAAGGAUAGGGGAAACACAGUUUGCAUAGUUCUUGUUAUUUUAUCUUGUACUUUGAGCAGCAGACCAAGUUCAAAGCUCCAGGAAAUCUACAAACCAGAACUCUCUCCGUUGGCUGGUCUUGUAACUGUUGGAUAAGAAUGUAGUUGAACUUGAAAUGAUUGAGCUAGUGGCUAGUGGCUUCUGUGCCUUCCUGCUUGACUUAGUCAUUGGUUUGUUUGCUUUUUUUUUUUUUUUCCUCUUCUUUAAUCUUUGCUGUCCGUUGCUUGUGAGCCCAUUUCGGGCAAUUCCUACUGAUGAUUGACAGAAAAUUUUGUGAAUGUAGCAUUAGAAGCAAUUCCUACU
Messenger RNA from Diospyros lotus (date-plum), 2201 nucleotides. RefSeq lists its product as uncharacterized. The transcript is spliced from 7 exons. Lineage: Eukaryota; Viridiplantae; Streptophyta; Magnoliopsida; Ericales; Ebenaceae. The record is from RefSeq and is a predicted model, not a curated record. Gene Ontology annotation, molecular function: zinc ion binding. Gene Ontology annotation, biological process: chromatin remodeling. The coding region runs from base 284 to 1867 and encodes 527 amino acids.